CCCUUACAUGGAGAAAGACUACAAUAUCGGUUAUGCGGUCGUAUCUCUGAUCUUCGUUACCAAUGCCUUGGGCUUCAUACUCGCAGCCUUGAUUACACAUCCACUAGAAAUGAAGCUUGGUCGCGCCAAGUGUUAUGCUCUGUCCAUGAGCCUGUUAGUGGCCGGAUUCGUGAUCAUCAUCUGCAAACCUCCAUUUCCCGCGGUCGUUGCAAGUUUCUUUCUUCUUGGUUUGGGGAUGGCCGUCUGCCUGGCUCUGAACAAUGUUUACUGCGCGAACCUCGCCAACAGUACCGCGGCUUUGGGUGGUCUUCAUGGGUCCUAUGGAGUCGGGGGCGUCGUGGGACCGCUUGUGGCAACUGCUAUGGCAUCACAUGGAGUUCGCUGGUCCCUUUUCUACUGUAUCAACCUCGCGCUGUCGUUGUUCAACCUGGCCUUUGCGGUAUGGUCGUUCGCGAAUUACGAGAAAGAGCUUCCAGCACAGCUUCUGGGCGCGUUACAGCAGACCGCAUCCCGGCAAGCAAACGGUGGCGAGUCAAGAAGUCGAAGCCGUCUUCUCAAGCAAGUGGUCAAGGACAAGACCACCCUGCUCGGGGCUCUGUUCAUAUUUGCCUAUCAGGGCGCCGAGGUCUCAAUCUCUGGAUGGGUGGUGUCGUUCCUCAUCAGCUAUCGCCAUGGAGACCCGUCCCACGUCGGUUAUGUUAGUGCCGGCUUCUGGGCUGGGAUUACGCUCGGUCGCUUCUUCUUAUCGCAUCCUGCCCACUUUAUCGGAGAAAAGCUUUCUGUCAUUCUCCUUGUGAUCGGAUCCAUCGCAUUUCAGCUUAUGACCUGGCUCAUUCCCAACAUCAUCGGGGAUGCCGUCGCUGUCGCGAUCGUGGGUCUCCUCCUAGGCCCCGUUUACCCUUGCGCCACUGCGGUAUUCAGCAAGCUGCUGCCCCGGUCGAUGCAGACGUCGAGCGUGCUGCAUCCGAUCUGCGUUGGAUUGUAUGGAGUGAUGCUUGUGGCCUGGGCAUCUCUGCCGCGUGUCGCAAAGAGGUCGGAGUGAUUCCUCUUUCCAGGUUGUUAUCCACCCCUAUGCUUUACAAGGGCGUGUUGUGCUGCGACUUGAACUCUCGUAGUGGUGUUAUCGGGUCAAGGUGGAACGCGGGGUGGCAGAUGACCUUUGCAAUACAGUUGUGGAGUAUCAGCAGAGCUGACGCAAGCAAGGGGAGCGACCUCUCCCGCCCGCAAGAUCAUUAGUGUAGUGUCAUGAACCCGAUUUACCCCUUCCUACUGUAUCGCUGCUGGAUUUCGGUGGGAUUAGCCUUCUCCGUAGGAAGUGAUGUCAACAACAUAUGCAUGCUAAAGUAUCCACAGGGGUGGCUAGGACGUGGUGCGUGUGUUGUGUUUUAUUUCUUUGGGUAAUGCGGAUAGAUGGAAUGAAAAGAUGAGUCGCAAGAGUCAUUGUAUGGGUAGGAAGGUGGGUGAUCUUGU
This is a messenger RNA of Aspergillus brunneoviolaceus CBS 621.78, 1470 nucleotides long. RefSeq names its product putative MFS efflux transporter. The record is from RefSeq and is a predicted model, not a curated record. Gene Ontology annotation, biological process: transmembrane transport. Gene Ontology annotation, cellular component: membrane. The coding region runs from base 110 to 1042 and encodes 310 amino acids. Gene Ontology annotation, molecular function: transmembrane transporter activity. The transcript is spliced from 3 exons. NCBI's taxonomy places the organism in Eukaryota, Fungi, Ascomycota, Eurotiomycetes, Eurotiales, Aspergillaceae.